Messenger RNA from Ceraceosorus guamensis, 546 nucleotides. Its product is annotated as ribonuclease H-like protein. Gene Ontology annotation, molecular function: nucleic acid binding; RNA-DNA hybrid ribonuclease activity. The coding region runs from base 16 to 351 and encodes 111 amino acids. The transcript is spliced from 3 exons. Gene Ontology annotation, biological process: DNA replication, removal of RNA primer. NCBI's taxonomy places the organism in Eukaryota, Fungi, Basidiomycota, Exobasidiomycetes, Ceraceosorales, Ceraceosoraceae. The record is from RefSeq and is a predicted model, not a curated record.
CUGCAAGGCCGCGUCAUGACCAACAAUCGAGCCGAGCUGAUGGCCAUCAUACGUGCUUGUCAAUUGUGCCCUGAUCCAAAAGCUCAAUUGACCAUCUACACGGACAGCCAGUACUGCAUCAAGGUCAUCACACAGUGGCAGCGAAAAUGGCGAAAAGAUGGGUGGAUGACGUCGGGCUUGGUGUACAGACAUGGUGUUUUGCAGCCAGACAGCGCAGAUCCCAAGCCGGUGGUGAACAAGGACCUGAUCAGGAGAUUGGAAAAGGAAUUAAGGAGUCGAGAGAUUCGACCAGAAUUGAUUUACAUCAAGGGACACGCCGGACAUUUCGGAAAUGAGGCGGCCGACAAGUGAGAGUUGGCGAGCAAAUCCGAGAGAGGCUGCGAUCCUUGUUGAAGCCGCGCACGCUCAUCUGAUAUCUGCUGCCGCCCAUCAGACUUGCGGGGGAAGGUGCUCGCAAGCCGGCCAUACCAGAAGAAGAGUGGGAGAGCAUAGAGCCUUCUUCCUCUGACGACGAGCGAGUCGAUCGCCAUCGAGCCACGAAGAAGA